Magallana angulata is the source of this 711-nucleotide messenger RNA. RefSeq lists its product as uncharacterized. NCBI's taxonomy places the organism in Eukaryota, Metazoa, Mollusca, Bivalvia, Ostreida, Ostreidae. The record is from RefSeq and is a predicted model, not a curated record. The transcript has 5 exons. The coding region runs from base 1 to 711 and encodes 236 amino acids.
AUGGUUGCCCACUCUCCCAAGACAGAUGUAGGUCAGAUGACAAAGACCCCGUGUGAUACAUCUGCAGAGGUCAUUGAAAGUUCUCAUGAUGACAUGAGAAGGACAACAUCUGGUUCAGAAACGGUAGUUACUCCAGGAACUAUGACAUGCAUUGCAGUUACCCACCCUCCCAGGUCAGAUGUAGAUCAAUUGGCAGCAACCACGUGUGAUACAUCUGCAGUGGUCAUUGAAAGUGUUUUUGAUGACAUGAGUUGGGCGACACCAUCUGGCCGUUCAGAAACAGUAGUUACUCCAGGAUCUAUUGCAUGCACUAUGGUUGCCCACUCUCCCAAGUCGGAUGUAGGUCAGAUGACAAAGACCCCGUGUGAUACAUCUGCAGAGGUCAUUGAAAGUUCUCUUGAUGACAUGAGAAGGACAACAUCUGGUUCAGAAACGGUAGUUACUCCAAGAACUAUGACAUGCAUUGCAGUUACCCACCCUCCCAGGUCAGAUGUAGAUCAAUUGGCAGCAACCACGUGUGAUACAUCUGCAGUGGUCAUUGAAAGUGUUUUUGAUGACAUGAGUUGGGCGACACCAUCUGGCCGUUCAGAAACAGUAGUUACUCCAGGAUCUAUUGCAUGCACUAUGGUUGCCCACUCUCCCAAGUCGGAUGUAGGUCAGAUGACAAAGACCCCGUGUGAUACAUCUGCAGGUGAUUUACUGUUAUUUUAA